Molecule: messenger RNA, 1734 nt
Organism: Plenodomus lingam JN3
Lineage: Eukaryota; Fungi; Ascomycota; Dothideomycetes; Pleosporales; Leptosphaeriaceae
Source: RefSeq, a predicted model, not a curated record
AUGCGCCCUCCAACCCUCCUCCUCGCCGCCCUCACCCUCACCCUCUCCCCAACCCCCACCCUCGCAUCCCAAGAAAUCGCCCUCCAGGGCUACGGCCGCUUCCUUGGAACCACAAUCUCCACCAGCCUGACAAACAAGACACUCGCGACGUCCGUAGAUGCCUGGCUAGGCAUAGAUUUUGCGAGCCAGCCGGUGGGCGAGGCGCGAUUUGCUGUCGUGGGGCCGCCGGCGCCUUUUGAGGGUGUGAGAGAGGCCGGGCGGUAUGGGUUGGCGUGUGUGCAGUGGGAGGGGGCGUUGGCGUACGGGCAGGGUGAGGCGUGUUUGAAUAUGAAUGUUUUUCGGACAAAGGGGGUGGCGGAUGGGGAGGAAAAGUUGCCGGUUUUGGUUUGGGUUCAUGGGGGAGGCUUUGUAACCGGCAGCGCGCGAUCCUUCGACGGUCCCUCCUUCGUCGCCAACUCCAAAGAGCCCAUGAUAGUCGUAACCUUCAACUACCGCCUAAACUCACUUGGCUUCCUGCCCAGCCCGGCGAUGGAGCGUCUCGGGCUGCUGAAUCUCGGGCUCCGCGACCAGGAAACCCUCUUCCAGUUUGUCCAAGCCCACAUCUCGGCUUUUGGCGGCGAUCCGGAACGCGUGACGCUGGGCGGCCACUCAGCAGGCGCACAUAGUGUGGGUAUCCAUCUGUUUCACAACUACAACAAGACCGCGGGCCCGGCCCCGUUGUUCUCCCAGGCGAUACUGGAGUCGGGCAGUGUGACGGCGCGCUCGUUUCCUAGUGCUUCGUAUCCGCUGUACCAGGCGCAAUUUGCCCGUUACCUUGAUAUGAUUGGGUGUGGCAGCGAGGCAAACAGCUCUGAUGCCAGCCUCCUAUCGUGUCUGCGCUCCGCGCCCAUUGACGCCAUUUCAAACGCCAGCACGACCGUCUUUUUCGAAUCGAAUUACGCCAUCACAUGGCCCUUUCAACCCACGCUCGGUGGCCCCUUGUUCGAGCAACGAGGCUCUGCGUCCGGGGUCAAUGGGAACUUCUACUCGAUCCCCAUCAUCACGACCAACGUGCGCGACGAGGGGAAAUGGCACGCACCAGGCGACCUGGUCACCAACGAUGACUUCCUUGGCUUCUUGCACAAUCUCCUGCCCAACCUGUCCGCGCAGGAUCUCUCCGAUUUGGCGGUGCUGUAUCCAGAUCCGGCCACGACGCCGAUUUCCGACUCGCCGUAUGCGUAUAGUCCAAAUUCAACGCAGUAUGACAGGAUCAGUGCGGCGCUGUCGGAUUACAUGUAUAUUUGUCCUGGCCAGGAAACUGCGGUUCGCUUGUCUGCGGCGGAGUCGUCGCCUCCGGUGUUUAAACUGAACUUCGCGGUGAAUAAUACUUUUCCGCCUUGGCAGGGGAUUCCGCAUACGGCAGAUGGGCGCUAUAUAUGGGCUGAACAGGGAGGAGUUGGGGGCGUCCAACAUCCUGAUGUGGGGACUUUGCUGCACAGUUAUCUUGCAAACUUUGUGGUGAGUGGGGAUCCGAAUGGGAAAGGGGGCAUGAAUAGCAAUGGGUUGAAUGGGAGCGUGCCAGCAACACCAACACCGUAUUGGCCGCCAUAUGUGGAUGCCUGGGAAGAGGGGAAACCAGGGUUACAGUUGGUGAUGAGGCCGUUUGGGCAGACUGCUGUGGAGAGCGAUGCGGGGAGGCGGGUGCAGUGUGAGUGGUGGCGUGAUGCUGAGAGGGCAGUCAGAUUGGAAAAGUGA